AUGAAACUGUUUAUAGCAGCUUUAGUCCUGUGCUCGUUGGCCAUUUGCUUCAGUUCUCCCAUCGACAAUAAAAAUCUAAAAUCAUUGUUAGGAGCAGAAGCCUCAGUUCAUAAUGAUACGAAUAUUAAACGUAUAAGUGCUGACAACGCCGAACAUAUCCGUACCGGCAAUAAUGAUGAACAUAUUCGUAUAGCGCGUCAUCAUGGCUAUGGUGGUUAUGGAGGAGGUUAUGGUGGAUAUGGCGGUUAUGGUGGAGGUUAUGGCGGCUAUGGAGGAUACGGAGGAUAUUACGGUUAA
This is a messenger RNA of Lucilia sericata (common green bottle fly), 297 nucleotides long. Its product is annotated as glycine-rich cell wall structural protein-like. The transcript has a single exon. NCBI's taxonomy places the organism in Eukaryota, Metazoa, Arthropoda, Insecta, Diptera, Calliphoridae. Bases 1 to 297 code for a protein of 98 amino acids. The record is from RefSeq and is a predicted model, not a curated record.